GAGUGUGCGAGCGUUGCCGCAGACGUUCGGUGAAGUAAUAGUGAAUACAGUGAUCGCCCGGCGAUUGUCGAACCUCGUUGAGCAGCUUUCGUGAACUCACGCUCCCACUUUUACCGUUAUACGUUCAUUUGGUUUUGUGAACGGACGUAGCUCACUCGCGGACUUAACAUUCCCGUGUCUUCCUUAUCUAAUUAGUUAAUUCCCGCUAAUUAGUGCGAGGGUUUCCCCUACCGUGCGUGCUGUGUUGUUGUCAUCAGUAGUUAGGGCAGUGCGUCAGUUUCGACGCGCCGCCGGCCGAAAGCCGCGUAAACAAGUUGUAAUUUGCCAGCUAGGCACCAUGCGGUCGCUAUCACAUCCAUAUGCCGCAUAAAUUUCAAUAAAAAUACACCGGUAGACAAGACAAUCUGGAAACUUAUCAAUAAUAGGAUAAAACUGUGUCUACAUAAAAGUGCUCCGAACCAAUUUUCAGUGAUAUUUUACCUUAAACAACAAUUUUGUGUGAUUGACCAAUGUUUUAAGUGAAUUUAUAUUAUCCAUGCAAACGUGAAGUGUUCAAAAUGGAUAGAAAAGUAGAUUUAAUGUCUCUCUUUGAGUCGGACUCCUGGCCGACGUCCGAUGACCUGCUGGAGAAUAUAUUCUCCUUGGAGCAGGGCUCCUUGAACUUUUUGGAGGAGGCCAUGCCGGAUUUCGGUCUGUGCGAAAACAUACCGAAACCUGAGGCGAUCAGCAGCUCUUGCUCUGACAGUGGACUGUCUAGCGACCAGGCCGAAUUCGACUUCGAGCAGCAACUUUCCCCAUUCCUGAUCCAAAAUUCCUGCGACGAGGAUGCGGGCGCUUCCCCCGUUGGCCUGGAGCCCACCAGCCCCGGCAACGUGCAAGACGUCAUCAUCCAAGACUCGAGCGACGUGUCCAACAGCUCCAGCGAAGUCGUCGACGAUGCCUUCGAUAUGCUGAACUUUGAGAAGAACGUUGUACCGGGAUUCAUCAACAAAAAUACAUUCCAAAGCCCUGGCAAGGGCAACAGAAAACGGCGCCUUUCCCAAACCCCGCAAGUCGCCGUCCAGCCUAAAGUCCAGAAGCCCACCAUCAGAAUUCCAGCGAGCACCAGCACUCCUCAGAAACCACAGCUUGUAGUGAAGGCUCAGCCGCAGAAACCCGUCAAAGUCGCCAACAUACAAGUGCUGAACCCACAAACAAAAGUUUACUCAAAACCAGUGGAGAGUGUGGCUCCCCAGAGACGCGUGAUCCGCGUGGCCCCUAUGGCCGGCAACCCGAGGUCCAUUCUCCUCCCCGUCACCAUAAAAGACAUGAAGGACCUGAAAUCCAUCAAGAUAAUCAAUGCUGCUGACCUUAAGAAUGCGUCGAACAUCAAGCUGGCCGCCGCCAACCUCCUGCAUCAGAGUAAACUACAAGACAUCAAGGUGGAAUCCCGGAGUGAUUAUGAUUAUGACCACAGCGGAAAUAAUUGUGAUGACUCGGGCAGCGAGCGUAGUGAUGACGAGGAUGACCACAAGGAAACCGUUCCUGAUGGCAAGAACGGCUAUCCGCGCCUCGUACUAACAGCUGAGGAACGAAGGCUAUUGGCCAAGGAAGGCAUCGCGCUCCCCACCAGCUAUCCCCUCACGAAACACGAGGAGAGAGAGCUGAAGAGAAUCCGCCGCAAGAUCAGGAACAAGAUCUCAGCACAAGACAGCAGGAAAAGGAAGAAGGAGUAUGUUGAUGGACUUGAGGACAGAGUCAAACAAUGUACGGCGGAAAAUCAGACCUUGAUUCGAAGGAUAAAGAUCCUACAAUCACAGAACCAAUCUUUGAGCGCUCAGCUAAAGAGAUUACAGAACGUCCUGACCGGUGUGACGGGCGGCUCGGGCAGUAAGUCUGCCCAACCAGCAACUUGCCUGCUGGUGCUGCUGCUGUCCGUGGCGCUGGUGGCGCUGCCGUCCAUGCGCGAGGAGAUGCGGCCGCGCCCGCACGACGCGCCGGCCGGCUCGCCCGCCGUCACGCGCGCGCUACUGUCCGCCGCUAACAAAAUCGCGCUCGACGAGACAGUCAUCGAUGAUGGGGAAUUCAAUAUGGAUGAGCUCAUCACCUUCAACCGCCCGCACUCCGACCACGACUACCAGGUGGUCAAGAAUGUGGAGCCGCACAAGGUGCUGGCCAACGGAUACAUCGACCUCCCCAUCGAUGAGGACUGGCCACCCAACCUCAAGAAACGUAUGAAAAAACACGAACUGGACUACGACGCCCGCGAGUACAUGCCGCCCGUCAUCAAGGAGGAAAACUACGAGAAUUUCUACAAAAUAGACAAGAAGUUCAAGACCGAAGAUGACACGGAAAUGAUUAACGACAAAGGCUUCCUCACCAACACGCUGCUGUCCACGGGCCGCAAGCUGGGCGAGCUGCUGGAGCUGAUGCCGCCCGUGCCCGUCAAGAGCGACGAGCUCGUCAUCGAGGAGAUCUCCGACUACGACUCGCGCAACACCACCGAAGUCAAGAGCUUCGUAGUCAACGGCACUCUCAAUGAAUUCUAGCUUAGCACAGAUUCUACCUAUAUUUUUAUUGCUUUACAAUUCCUUCUUUCCUUUCAGAUUUCUAUUUUACUAUUAUUUUACACAGAAUGUAUUUUUUACGAUUAUAUAGUUUCAACAAAUUAUUCCUCGCGCGUAGUUAGCUGUUUCCGAAUGGUCGUUUAGUGCGGGCUCCUUGGACCUGUACUACCCCUUGCAGUUAGCCUUAGGUUAAACAUAAUAAUUAUGUUUAUUUAGUGAGAAUGCUAUGAAUGAUUUUAUUUAGUUUUAAGUAUUAUAUAGAAAAAAGUACGCGGCCGUGUGUCAGUUUCUGGGAAUGAAAGUUGUUGAAUAUUUAUUUGAGAAAUCAAAAUUAAUAUAUAAUGAAAUCAAGAUAUAUUUUUUAUUUACGAAUCAUACUUUAUUAAGAGGUUUAGUAUAAGUUAUUUACUAAGCAUUUCUCUGUUAUGACUUGGUGCAAUUAUAUUAGUGACUGAGGUUUCAGUUUUAGCUAGAAUUUGAUUUUAAGUACUUCACUUGCAUUAGUUUUAGCUGGUUUUACCUACUUAUUGUGUAAGCGUUUAAACAAAUGGACUACAAUGACGAUUGUUGGUUCGAAAUAAAUUGUAUAAGAAA
This is a messenger RNA of Trichoplusia ni (cabbage looper), 3140 nucleotides long. RefSeq lists its product as uncharacterized. NCBI's taxonomy places the organism in Eukaryota, Metazoa, Arthropoda, Insecta, Lepidoptera, Noctuidae. Gene Ontology annotation, cellular component: nucleus. Bases 558 to 2528 code for a protein of 656 amino acids. Gene Ontology annotation, biological process: regulation of transcription by RNA polymerase II. The record is from RefSeq and is a predicted model, not a curated record. The transcript is spliced from 8 exons. Gene Ontology annotation, molecular function: RNA polymerase II cis-regulatory region sequence-specific DNA binding; DNA-binding transcription factor activity, RNA polymerase II-specific.